AUGCCUGUAACCCUGCAAUUACUGUGUACAAGCCCCACGCCCUCACUCCCCAGCUCCACAUCUCCACAUCACCCCAGCUCCACAUCUCCCCAUCUCCACAUCUCCCCAGCUCCACAUCUCCACAUCACCCCAGCUCCACAUCUCCACAUCUCCCCAGCUCCACAUCUCCCCAUCUCCACAUCUCCCCAGCUCCACAUCUCCACAUCACCCCAGCUCCACAUCUCCACAUCUCCCCAGCUCCACAUCUCCCCAUCUCCACAUCUCCGCAGCUCCACAUCUCCCCAGCUCUACAUCUCCCCAUCUCCACAUCUCCCCAGCUCCACAUCUCCCCAUCUCCACAUCUCCCAAGCUCCACAGCCCCACGCCCUCACUCCCCAGCUCCACAUCUCCCCAGCUCCACAGCUCCACGCCCUCGCUCCCCAGCUCCACAUCUCCCCAGCUCCACGCCCUCACUCCCCAGCUCCACAUCUCCCCAGCUCCACAGCUCCACGCCCUCGCUCCCCAGCUCCACAUCUCCCCAGCUCCAUGCCCUCACUCCCCAGCUCCACAUCUCCCCAGCUCCACAGCUCCACGCCCUCGCUCCCCAGCUCCACAUCUCCCCAUCUCCAAAUCUCCACAUCUCCACAGCCCCACGCCCUCACUCCCCAGCUCCACAUCUCCACAGCUCCCCAGCUCCACACCCUCACUCCCCAGCUCCCCAUUACCUCAGGUCCACAGCCCCACGCCCUCACUCCCCAGCUCCACAUCUCCCCAGCUCCACAGCCCCACGCCCUCACACCCCAGCUCAACAUCUCCCCAGUUCCACAGCCCCACGCCCUCACUCCCCAGCUCCACAUCUCCCCAGCUCCACAGCCCCACGCCCUCACUCCCCAGCUCCACAUCCCCCCAGCUCCACAGCCCCACACCCUCGCUCCCCAUCUCCCCAUCUCCCCAGCUCCCCAUCUCCCCAGCUCCCCAUCUCCCCAGCUCCCCAUCUCCACAGCUCCCCAUCUCCACAGCUCCCAAUCUCCACAGCUCCCCAGCUCCCCAGCUCCUAAUCUCCACAGCUCCCCAACUUCAAAGCUCACCAGCUCCCCAUUUCCGCAUCUCUCCAGGUCCCAAUGUCCCCAUUUCGCCAGCUCCCCAGCUCCCCAUUUCCCCAUUUCCCCAUCUCCCCAGGUCCCCAGCUCCCCAUCUCCUCAGCUUCCCAGCUCCCAUCUCCACAGCUCCACGGCUCCACAGCUCCACAGCUCCCCAUCUUCUCAUCUCCCCAGCUCCACAGCUCCACAGCUCCACAGCUCCACAGCUCCCCAUCUCCACAGCUCCCCAGCUCCCCAUCUCCCCAGCUCCACAGCUCCACAGCUCCACAUCUCCACAGCUCCCGAGCUCCACAGCUCCCCAUCUCCACAGCUCCCCAGCUCCCCAGCUCCACAGCUCCACAGCUCCCCAUCUCCACAGCUCCACAGUUCCCCAGCUCCACAGCUCCACAGUUCCACAGCUCCCCAUCUCCAAAGCUCCCCAUCUCUCCAGCUCCCCAUCUCCACAUCUUCACAGCUCCACAGUUCCCCAGCUCCACAGCUCCACAGCUCCCCAGCUCCACAGCUCCACAGUUCCCCAGCUCCACAGCUCCACAGCUCCACAGUUCCACAGCUCCACAGCUCCACAGUUCCACAGCCACAGCACCACAGCUCCACAGCUCCCCAUCUCCCCAGCUCCACAGCUCCCCAUCUCCCCAGCUCCCCAUCUCCCCAGCUCCCCAUCUCCACAGCUCCACAGUUACCCAGCUCCCCAUCUCCCCAGCUCCAUAGCUCCCCAUCUCCACAGCUCCACAGCUCCACAUCUCCACAGCUCCCCAUCUCCACAGCUCCACAGCUCCACAUCUCCACAGCUCCCCAUCUCCACAGCUCCACAGCUCCACAGCUCCACAUCUCCACAGCUCCCCAUCUCCACAGCUCCACAGCUCUACAGCCUCCCAGCUCCACAGAGAAGGUGAUGAUUGCGGGAGCUAGCGGUGGAACUGUUAUUUGUCAGAUGAAUUUGAAUUGA
Oncorhynchus mykiss (rainbow trout) is the source of this 2025-nucleotide messenger RNA. The record is from RefSeq and is a predicted model, not a curated record. Lineage: Eukaryota; Metazoa; Chordata; Actinopteri; Salmoniformes; Salmonidae.